This is a messenger RNA of Leptosia nina, 1854 nucleotides long. The record is from the annotation of a GenBank genome assembly. Lineage: Eukaryota; Metazoa; Arthropoda; Insecta; Lepidoptera; Pieridae.
AUGAAUGAAUCGCCGGAGACCAGCAACGGCAAUCCUGCUACAGAACUUGAGACUUUGGAUUAUCUGCAUGGUGUAAAAUCAUCAACAUGUCUUCUUUUAACUCCGAGCCCGACAACUUUAGACUUCAAGCACCCACUUUCUGAAGAAAUUACUGAUAGUGCAUUUUUAACACUAAAUGAUGACACUAAAAGUAUUAAUAUUGGAAAUUCUGAGGUAAGCGCUGGAGACUCAAGUUCCUCAGGUGACUCUAAUUCAGUUGCACAGGAUCCUGUUAGUGCACAGCUUAUAAAUAACAUCAGUAUGCUUGACUAUCAGACUCUCAGUAAGAAUGGAGAUAUAAUAUUAGGACAGCCUGAAAGCAAACUUAAUGGCAGUUUUAGUGUCAACAACAGAAAACUGCCAAGUUUUGUCACAUGGAAUUGGCCAUUUAUCAGAAAUAUUCUUCUAUGGAUUGUCCUAUCAGGUCUCAUUGCGUGUUUGGCAGCCAUCAUAACUAUGAUUGUAACUAUACCUAAGACCUGUAAUCCAAAUCUGCCAUGGUAUCAAGGUAAGGUAUUCUACGAAAUAUUUCCUGCAAGUUUUAAGGAUUCAAAUAAUGACGGAUUUGGCGAUUUAAAGGGAUUAAUAAAGAAAUUGGAUUAUAUCAAAGAAUUAGGCAGCUCAACUAUUCGUUUGAAUUAUAUUUUUGAAGGACCUGAUUAUCCUGUUCACUUUUAUAAUGCGACUAAUAUGUUACGAAUCGAUAGAAGUAUUGGCGUUUUGAAAGAUUUUCAAGAUCUAGUAACAGAGCUUCAGAACCGCGAAAUGCAUAUUAUUCUCGAUAUGCCUGUAACAAGUUUAAUUCAUUCUGGAGCAUUUGAAGUCUCUAAUCAAACUGCAUUUGGCUUCAAUGACUCAAGUCUAUCAAAUAUUGAUAGAACCACCAUGUCCAUUAUGUAUUGGAUAUCUGAACAAAAUAUUGAUGGACUCUACUUGAAAGAUUUGGAAAAUUUUGUGGAUCAUCCAAAUUUUGGGAAAACAUUACAAGUCUGGAAACAGCUAUUAGGCAAUGACAAAAUUUUAAUGGCCAAUGAGGCAGCACUCAAUAUGGCUAAAGGCGAGAGUCUCACAGUUUUGUUAAACAGAGUUGAUCUUAUUGACAUUCACUUGGAUUUAAAAGAGGGUAUAAAAAUUGUCAAGGAUAAAAUAGAUUCGGUGACAUCAGGAAUUCUUUGGGAGAGACCCCAUUAUCCCUGGGUUCAUUGGAAUGUUGGGAAUAUACAUAGUGAAAGGAUUUCAACUAAGGACUUGAAUAAUACACUAUCCACGAUAGCUUUGGAGAUGGUAUUACCAGGAGUUGUUGGUAUAUUCUAUGGCGAUGAAAUCGGGUUGGGAAGUUUAGAAAAACAUGAAAUCGAAUCUGACUUCCAUGAACACGAGCACGUGCACAAUCUACCUACAAUGUCGUUCUCUGACCAUGACAAAAAUGGUGCAAUUCUGCCGUGGAACCAACAAUCUGUUUUGAAGCCUAGAUAUGAAUAUUUGAGUGCGAUAAGGCAGUUGAUUCAAAUGAGAUUGGAUACACCCACGAUAUAUUUACGGGGUAUUUAUAAAGAGGGCAAUGUUCUUAAGAAUAUAGACAUUCGUAAGACCGAGGAGAAUCUUUUUGUAGUUGAACGGUGGUUUCCUCGUAGGAACACGUGUGUCUUUGUUGGUAACUUCGGCCGCGAAGUGAUAACAACAGACCUAUCGACUAUGUUUUAUGGUGGGUUAGUUGUCGGUGCCACAAACACGUCUCUAGUUGGCCAACUGUUAUAUUUUGAUAGCGUUACGUUUCAGCCGAAUUCGGCAAUCAUUAUAAAAUUAGAAAAGUAG